AUGUCCAGCGGCGGCGGAGGCGACGAUGGCAGAUCCCCCACCGAUAUCAUCACGUACAUUGGUGUGCCUCUGGCCGUGCUCGGUGUCUUGCCAAUCCUAUACAACACCUUCCUCACCCUCGUCAAUGUCUCCAAGAUCAAGCGCAUACUACGGCACAGCCGGCUGACGGCGCUCACCAGAAGCGACAUCGUCAACAGGGUCAUAGAGAUUGAGCUGCCGCGGUACGCCGUCACCCCGUGGGAUCGGUUCCAGCACCAGUCCGAGUACUGGUCGCUCUCGCGCAGCCCGAGCUCCAUCCCCGGCGGCUCGUGGACCACCUUCAACUGGAGGACCAAUGUCAUCGGUAUCAAGACGCAGAGGGUAGAGUAUGCCGACCAGCUGCGGCAGCCCCAGGUCGACGUGGCAUUUGACGAGCUGAUUUCAUACCUGCUGGAUCUCGGAGCCGUCCCCCAGCCUCAAGGCUGGAAGCUGCUGCGCUCCACGGGUCUGUGGACACCCCUCGGCACCGCCUUGAUGACCUCGCCCGAUGGGCGCGAGAAGGCUCUUACGGUCGCGCCGCUGGAUGACUCGGACGGAAACUUGUCUUUGGCAGUGUCGUGGUCCUCCAACUGGACGACGAGAGACCACUCCAACCUCCCACCAUACUGGGUCAGACUGCCGCCGCCGCUUGAUAGGAAAGCCGAGGAAGUCGCGGAGAGCUCGAACCCCGUCGUCAGCACACCCGAGAACGAAUCGGCCAACGGUGAUGGGGCCAGCAUUGCGAAGAAGUCAAUCGGUUCUGUCGAGCAAGAAGGGCAGGCCAUAGCCAAGAGGCCCAUCACCUGCCACGUUUCUGUCGAAGGCCUGGUCACUGCCCUCGCGCAAGACGAUGACCUCCAGAGCACCCCCCAGCUAGACAGCCUCUACGUCGAGCACCUGAAGAUCCGCAGGGGCGAGAUGCAGGGCGUGUGGUUCGCCAGCGCCAUCACGGCCUUUGGCACCACCAGCCAGACCAUCCUGUGGAACUACAAGAUCCCCGACGAUCUCCUGACCUUUGCCAGGAAGGAAACCGUGCCGUGCGGCGUCCUUGUGCUGCUGGGGAUCGUGGACGAGGCCGACACGCCGCAGUGGGCUACGAAAUACGACGACCAUGGGGCCAACCUGGACAGGUUUGCUCGUCGGAGCAGGGCGACACAAGCCGCCGUCGCGGCAGAAGCUCGGAUGACGCCUGCUGAACGCGCGCACGCCUCGAUGGAGCGGAUGCGCAGGGAGAAUGAGGAUCGCUUACAAGAGAUGCGCGAUCAGACACGCCUUACAAAUCAGAGGCGCGAAGUGCGGCAGACAGAAGCGCUCAACAGCCCGAAGUGGGACGCGAAGAUGGUCGCUCGACACAGCCUGUCCUGGCUGCAGGGCAGGGCCGAAGUGCCGGAAGGCCUGACGGUCAAAGAUGCCGUCGGCGAGCUUCUUCAUCGCAUGGUCCUGGACGGGCAGUUCACUACGUCCAUAUGUCGAUUGCUGGGCCUGUGGAAGGGCUGGGCGGAGAUCGGCGGCAUGAAGAAGGCAGACUUUCGCGCGCUGCAAGACGAAACGGUUCCGUUUGCGCUGGCAACGCUGCUCGUGGCCGUGAUCAACGACACGUCGACGGCUCUCGAGGGCACGUUAUCUACGGAUUUGCAGGACUGCUUGCGAAUGUGGAAGCGGGUUCGGCUCGGAUCGCUCGAGCUCCCUCGUCGUUCUGCUUCAUCUUCACGCUUCGAGAUUCCUCAGUCCCGCUUUCAGCGACCCAUUGGAUCCCGUACCUUUCAUACCCCCAAGCCGUUGGCUCCCCUAACUCCCCGCUACUCCUCGGCCGACUCCCCGGCUCGUCCCCCCGUGCCUCCACUCAGCUCCGUCAUAGCCCCGAUCACACGGCAACAAAGCUCUGCGACCAACAACAGCAACAACACCACCAACACCACCAACACCACCACCAGCACAAGUACCAACACCACCGUAAACGCCAUGGCAGAGGGAGAACCGACCGGCCUCAUCGCCACCAAGGGCAUCGAGCUCCUGACCUUCUCCACGCCCAACGGCUACAAGGCCUCGGUCCUGCUCGAGGAGCUCAAGGAGGCCUACGGCCUCGACUACACCUGGCAGUCGGUCAACAUCACAAAGGGCACGCAGAAGCAGGCCUGGUUCACGGCCGUCAGCCCCAACGGGCGCAUCCCGGCCGUCGUCGACCACGACCGCGGCGGCUUCCCCGUCUUCGAGGGGCUCGCCAUCCUGCACUACCUGACCAAGCACUACGACCCGGAGCACCGCUUCUCCUUCCCCUACGACAGCGACGACUACUCGGUCGCCGAGCAGUGGAUGGCCUGGCAGCACGGCGGCCUGGGGCCCAUGCAAGGCCAGGCCGGCAUCUUCGUCCGCUUCGCGCCCGAAAAGAUCUCCUACGGCAUCCAGCGCUACGUCGGCGAGGCAGAGCGCCUCUACGGCAUCCUCGACGCCCGCCUCUCGGGCGGCCGGGACUACGUCGCGGGUGCCGGCAGGGGCAAGUACAGCAUCGCCGACAUGGCCAUCCUCGGCUGGGCCAACGGGCCCCGGGCGGCGGGCAUCGACCGCGCGCGGUUCCCCAACGUCGAGGCCUGGUUCCGGCGCUGCACGUCCCGGCCCGCGACGAAGAGGGGCCUCGAGAUCCCCGUCGCCAGCGCCUUCUCCAACGCGGCCAUCGAGCAAAAGAUCGCCGAGGGGGACAAGGAGGCCAUCGACAAGGACGAGGCGACCCGCAAGCUGGUCGAGGACGCCAAGAAGCAGUACAACUACCAGUACAAGUCGCCGUGA
This is a messenger RNA of Thyridium curvatum, 2802 nucleotides long. RefSeq lists its product as uncharacterized. The transcript is spliced from 4 exons. Bases 1 to 2802 code for a protein of 933 amino acids. The record is from RefSeq and is a predicted model, not a curated record. Lineage: Eukaryota; Fungi; Ascomycota; Sordariomycetes; Thyridiales; Thyridiaceae.